GUAGUCCGUUUCAUCGUUUCAGUCGCACGUUUGCGCUUCUCGUUGGAAUCUUCGUCGCUGGCGGCUCAUUUCCACAAGUCGAGAGUUCGCGGUGAAAGCUAGUUUUCUCGUGCCUGUGAGCGUGGCUGCAUCGAAGAGAUACGUCCUUGUUUAGUGAACGGAACGAUUUAGGGGUGCCAGUGAAUCAGUGAACCUGGGGGAGCUGCACCGAGUGAACGUUACGAGGCAACGAGAGGAAGUGGCCAGGAUGCAGGGCUUCCAGAGGAACUUUGACGAUCAGCAGAGAGAUCAGAGGGAGGAAGAGACGAUAGUAGUGGACCUCGUGCCACCCCAGUAUCAGCUUAGCCCGCCGCACAGCCCCCCGGCGGGAAACAUGCCCAAGACGCCGGAAAAAGAGACCUCGCCGUCGCAUCAGCAGCAGCCUUUGUCCUCCAUGGACCCCAAUAUCAGAAGAUAUCGAACGGCGUUCACGAGAGAACAGCUCUCUCGAUUGGAGAAAGAAUUCCACCGAGAGAACUAUGUGAGCAGACCAAGAAGACAACAAUUGGCCGAUUUGCUGCACCUGCCCGAGUCCACGAUCAAGGUCUGGUUCCAAAACCGUCGCAUGAAGGACAAACGGCAGCGAAUGGCGAUGGCGUGGCCGUACGCCAUGUACACGGAUCCAACCCUGGCAGCAACCCUGCUGGCCGCAGCGACGGCCACGCUGCCACCACCGCCUUAUCACGGUGCCCCAGGAUUACCACCCGCGCACCUGGCGCCAUCGAGUUAUCCAGCAGCCGCUGCUGCAGCGUACUACGCGGCCAGGUACACGCCGUACCAAACAGGGGUGCCCAACAGCCAGUCUUCCCUUCACCGGCCUCAUCCGCGCACAGCGGCCCCUUAUCCGGCUCACCCUCAUCUCUUGCAGCCUCACCAUUCACUGCCUCCCCUUCACUUGUCAGGCCUGGGCGUUCCCACUGUUGGCAACACCGCCUUUCAGGUGAACAACCCACCCACCACAGUUGGAGCCACCUACAGACCGACCUUGCUGCCCGAUCUGAGCCCAGUGCCCUCGGACGCGUCGAGCGACUGCGACUGCGUCGGAACGCAACCCCAUCACCACCACAACGGCCAGCAGAUGCACGACAAGACCACCCCUCCGCCCGAAAGCCAGCAUCCCGCUCAGAUCAAGAUGCCAUCGGGGAUGGUCGGUCUGCCAACCACCAUUCAAGCCAUCGGGGCUUUCGAGAGCAAGCACGCGUACACCAGCAUCGUCACGACGCCCAGCGUGGUCCAGGCGACCAAGAUGGACCCCCCGAAGCUCUUCCAGCCGUACAAGAACGACAUCACCGAGAGAGCGUAAGAGUAGUAGGCCAGGUUUCUCGCGGGAGCGAUGAUUUGAACGCUUGGAAUCGGGUGAAUCCGAAGGGAGGUACCGUCGAGGAGGUUUGGGUUCGAGAGCAGUGAUUCUUGAACUUCUUAGGAUGAGAGCGUGUUCUGCAGAGGAAGGAAAGCUCGAAGGUUGGACACCGUGUUUCUUGUAGAAGGGAUCUCUGUAGAUAUCACCUACUUUUUACACUUGGUUGCACUUUUUACCAUUGGACAUAGCCGCAGUUUUAUCAUUCGAUCGCUGCAUAGCGAAUUUUAUUUUACCCUUCGAAGACGAAAUUGUAUUUUAUCUUUUGUACGUAUGAACUUAUAUUGAUCGAUCAUCGUGACGAGCUAGUAGCUGGCCCAGCAAGGGCAUUCGUCUUUUACCAGUAGGUGUUGAUCCUCUGCAACAAUUCAAGAAGAGGUCCGACUUUAAUGGAUCCUUAUGAGUCGCGAAAAAUUCCAGUAGAGACGUCGAAAAUGUUAAGGAAUGGAUAUCCAACGUUUAGAGUCACAGUUUCGGAUCGCUCGUCGGAUGUACAUAUCGUAGUUGGAUGUAAAUUGUUUGUAUCUUCUCUAUCGUUUUAGGUCUAUGUGUAAAUAGCAGACGUGGAGACGUCACGAUUCGCGUUCGACUUCUGCCGAUUAGAAUAGAAUUAAAAGAAUCGUGUCCGUGUAUACAGACGUGUAUAUAGUCCCUUGUAAUAUAUUUGUUUUAAACCGUGAAUAGGUGUCGAACGAUAAACGAUGUCAGCGGAGUGUAAAUACGUCGAUCGGUUGUAAACAACCAUGUACCUGUUAAUAACGAUAAUGAAAUCGCAGUGCGACGUUUGUAUAGGAGAACACAACGAUGCUUGAGUGUGAUUAGAUAGAUAGUUACCGUGUAGCGAUGUACAGUAAUCGAGUCUUAAGUAAUAUAUUGUAGUCAUUAUCUACGAAUUUGUAGAGCCACGAUCAAACGUUUCGAUUAGACUGUCGAUAUUUAUGCUUCAGUACCUAUGUGUCUACCUAAAGAGGUGCGAUCAAAUAUAUGGAAAAAAAAAGAUAAAGAAUAAUUAUUACAUAUGAACCAUAAAUGCGUUGUUACGAUU
Molecule: messenger RNA, 2441 nt
Organism: Hylaeus anthracinus
Lineage: Eukaryota; Metazoa; Arthropoda; Insecta; Hymenoptera; Colletidae
Product: segmentation protein even-skipped
Exons: 3
Coding region: 248-1342 (364 amino acids)
Biological process (GO): regulation of transcription by RNA polymerase II
Cellular component (GO): nucleus
Molecular function (GO): DNA-binding transcription factor activity, RNA polymerase II-specific; RNA polymerase II cis-regulatory region sequence-specific DNA binding
Source: RefSeq, a predicted model, not a curated record